Molecule: messenger RNA, 816 nt
Organism: Ipomoea triloba (trilobed morning glory)
Lineage: Eukaryota; Viridiplantae; Streptophyta; Magnoliopsida; Solanales; Convolvulaceae
Product: tropinone reductase homolog
Exons: 5
Coding region: 22-816 (264 amino acids)
Molecular function (GO): oxidoreductase activity
Source: RefSeq, a predicted model, not a curated record
AGAAUCUCGAGUGAGUGAGCAAUGAAGAAUCAAGAAUCAGCAAUGGCAGGAAGAUGGUCUCUUCAAGGCAUGAAUGCUCUUGUUACUGGUGGUACUCGUGGCCUUGGGCAUGCGAUUGUGGAAGAAUUUGCUAGUCUGGGUGCAACUGUGUACACAUGUUCGCGUAACCAAAAGGAGCUUGACGAGUGCCUCAAAAUUUGGAAAGACAAGGGCUAUCACGUUUUUGGCUCUACUUGUGACAUAUUACAAGCAUCUGAGCGUGAGAAUCUAAUACAGUUGGUUUCCAAACAGUUUGACGGAAAACUCAAUAUCUUAAUAAACAAUGUGGCGAGAAUUAUACCAAAGGAUACUCUGAAAUCAAACGCAGAGGAUUACUCCAUUGUGAUUGGAACAAACCUAGAGGCUUCAUUGCACUUUAGCCAGCUUGCACACCCAUUGUUGAAGACCACAGGAAAUGGAAGCAUAGUCUUCAUCUCUUCAUGUGCUAGUUUUGUUUAUGCACCCGUUCAUACAAUCUAUGCUGCAUCCAAAGGGGCCAUUAAUUCACUAGCAAAGAACUUGGCUUGCGAAUGGGCAAGUGACAGCAUCCGUGUCAAUGUUGUUGCACCAUGGCCGAUGCAAACCUCCCUCACCGAGUCUUCUAAAAAAGAACAUGGGAAAAUAGUAGAAGCUUUGAUCCAAAGAACACCACAACACCGACUUGCAGAGCCGAGAGAAGUGUCAGCGGCGGUAGCAUUCCUUUGCUUCCCUGCGGCUUCUUUUGUCACCGGUCAAAUCAUUUGUGUGGAUGGUGGAGCAACAAUUUAUGGUCUCUGA